This is a messenger RNA of Chlamydomonas reinhardtii, 3745 nucleotides long. RefSeq lists its product as uncharacterized. The coding region runs from base 432 to 1946 and encodes 504 amino acids. NCBI's taxonomy places the organism in Eukaryota, Viridiplantae, Chlorophyta, Chlorophyceae, Chlamydomonadales, Chlamydomonadaceae. The record is from RefSeq and is a predicted model, not a curated record. The transcript is spliced from 7 exons.
CAAUUGGCUGCAUACUUUGUGACCUAGUGUAGCGGCGCAACACAAUUCAGGCAGCCUUGACUGGGUUUUCUAGAACAAGUCUUGCCAAGUGGCGCCGCGGCCUUCGUAAUCAAAUGACUUACAGACUCUGUUACCCGGUAUAGCUAUUUAUAACGCGACCAGGCGAACUCUGCGUAGUCGCGACUAUCUCUUAAAUAAGAAGCGGUGUUUGAACUGGCUUGACUAGCGUUUGGAUGGCAACCAGGCUGGUUGCGCUGCUGACAACUAUGGCCGGCUCAGGAAGUGCGCAGGCGCAGCCCGGGAAGCUGCCCAAGCAGCCGAGCGGCCGCGUCAUUCCCGGUGUUGACAAGAGCCAACUUGCCGGCCUGCAAGCACGUUGCCUACUGGCCGCGUGCAUUGCGCUAGCCGGGUUUUUAGUUGUUAUGCUGCCAAUGCUGGUCCUCCUCGGGCUCUUCAUUGCGCCCGCCUGGGUCUGCCUCGAGGCGGCAUUCUUCGUGUGGUGGCAGAGGGCUUACGCCCACCUUAACCAGCAACCCAGUCUGCACCGUCCGGCGGAUCCCGAGCAUGCCCGCCGCGUGUUUGACCGGUUCAUCAAGGACCAGGCAAGCAUCUCCAAGUACAUCUGCAUCAAAAAUAUGCUGUCCAAAUGGUAUUGGGGCGUGCCCGCGGACAAACUCACAAAGCGCGACGUUGAGAGCCUCCUGUGCUACGGCUUCUGGUACCGCAGCCGCGAGCAGAUGCGGGCGGACGGGCUGGGUGACGUGGCUGACUCGCUGGUGGCGGAGCUGGAGGCGGCCUGGGGCGUCAGCUUCAAAGACGACGCCGACGCCCAGCCGCACCCCAUGAUGGCGCACCUGUGGCAGCCGGUGCGCGCCUUCUGGCGGCCGCUGGGCUUCUACGUGGCCAUUGAGCUGCUGGUGGGGCUGAAGCACGUGAUGCUGCUGGCGGCGGGCUUCAGGCCCUACAUGGUGGGCGGCCUGCGCUACUACACCUACGGCCUGCCGCCGCUGACGCCCGCCCAGGCGGCGGCGGAGCUGGUCGCGGUGCAGGUGGGCACCGCCAGGCGGGAGCGGGAGCAGGAGGGCCACCGCCAGGAGCAGCAGGCGGCGGCGGCGGCGGCGGCUUCACAGCGCCGUGGCGGCGCCGGGCGGCGCGAGGCGGAGGCCACGUCAGCUGCGGCGCCGCUGCUGUUCCUGCACGGCGUGGGUCUGGGGCUGCUGCCCUACCUCAACUUCCUGCUGCAGCUCAGCAGCCUGGGCCGGCCGAUGGUGGCGGUGGAGGUGCGGCACCUGUCCAUGCGCGCCUGCUCCGAGGUGCCGGAGGAGGACGAGGUGGUGGACUGGGUGUGCGCCGCGCUGGACCGGCACGGCGUGGCGCGGAUGCACGUGGUGGCCCACAGCUACGGCACCUUCAUGGCCAGCCGGCUGGUGCAGCGGCGGCGGGCGGCGGUGGCCAGCCUCACGCUGCUGGACCCGGUGUGCUUCAUCAUGUACAGCGGCAAACUCAUCUACAACUUCGUGUACCGCAACCCCUGGGCCGGCGCCUCCUUCCUCACCUGGUUCAUCGCUCGCGACCUGGCGCACUCGGUGUCCGUGAGCCGGCGCUUCUACUGGUCGCUGCUGAACUUGUGGCCCGACCAGCUGCCCGACCACACGCUGGUGGCCAUGGGCGCGAGGGACGAGCUGGUGCCGGUGCCGGAGGUGCUGACCAUGCUGGAGGCGCACCCCGACACACGCGUGCUGCUGCACCGCAACCACCGCCACGCCGACUUCAUCAAGGACCUGCGCUGGCAGGCGCGCAUGGUGCAGGAGGUGGCGGAGCUCAUUGCGGGUGCCUGCGGCGGCGGCCGCAUAACGCACGCGCGCAGCGACAGCGCCAGCAGCUAUGAGGUGAUGGCCGGGCUGAACGGCGGCAUCAGCGGCGGCGGAGCGAAGAAGACCAACUAGCUGUUGCGGUGAGGUGGAGAGGGCGAAGGAUGGAGGCAGGGGAUGGAGGAGGGGACAUGUGGCGGAAUGGGGCUUGCCGAAGUGCCGUGCCGCAGGCGGACGGGCGGCGGGCUUAGGCGUGUUGCGUGGAAGAGCGUAUGGGGAAGGAGUGGGCAUGGCUAGCCCAUAGCGCUGGCAGAAUGCAAAGGCCGGGCGUAGCAUAUUGCGGUGCAUGAAGAUGAAGUGUGCUUGAUCCCUUUGUAUUGCUGUAUGGCCUUGCCGGGGCAGGGCGUGCUGCCGCCACUGUGAAAGAAACAAGUGUUGCAACGAGGCCGUAUAUGGCGGUGCGUGUGUGUGCGUGUGUUUGAUGCCUGGACGUGUGCUCGGCAUCGACGCUUCAGGAAAGCCGAUGCAGAGUCAACGCGCUGGGGUGUCCAUGUGGAUUAUAUUAUGGGCCCGCGUGCUCGUAACCUUGCAUGCUGAUUGUGUGCGCGUGUACUUGCAGUGAGCCAGGUUGGCACACGCAUGAGUGUGGGCGGGCAGCUGGGGGGCGAGAGCGAAGAGAGUGACCUGGGCGGAAGCACUGGCCGCUUGCGUGUGACUGGGUGUGCCAUCGAAGAGCAACGCUGAUCGAGUACUCACCAAUAGCACCUCGUGUGUGUGUGCGCUCGUGUUCUCUUGCGGCCCCUGGGAUAAAGGUGACCUGAUUGAUUGUGGCAUAGAAAUACAGAAGUUCUGCUCUCUGCUGUUGUUCUAGCUUGUGUAGCUGACAUGGCGUGCUGUCUUGUGAGGUGCCCAUGGCAUGGUCAGCCACCGAUGUUGAAUCUGUGGCCCUCGAUCCUGAAUGUGUGGCUCUCAUUCAUUUGUGAGUUGUGACCAACAAUUUUGUAGGCGUACCGCUUGCCUGUGAGCGUAGGGCCGGAGCAUACACGCAUGGUAGCGUGACUUGUGGGCGUAAGAGCAGGGGAGGCGUGAAAGCUAGCCAAGGCUUGGACCUAUCUCACGAUCUGACGGCGUGUCAACUAUAAUGGGCCUGCGUUUCCUGCAUUCUUGGACGACGAAAUAUUGUACGGGGAGUGUUGGUGUGGGGCAUGAGAUUCACUGCGGCUCUAUGUGGCCACGUCCUGGUCGCAGCAACGUGAAGUACGGCAUGUGCUGCGCGCCAAACCGCCCGUCGGGUGUUGUUCGGCGGUGCGUUGCUACCGUACGUUUUGUUCGCAACUGCGGGGGACUGCACGGCGGGGCUGUGUUGGGCGUGGAAUAACACGAAACACCUUGUACGCAUCAUCGUGCUCUGAUGACAUACGAUGGCUGGGCAUCAGAGACAGGUGCCUAGGGCCCUAGGCUACGUCACUUGUGCAACACAAAUGCCAGACGCCUGUCCAAUACAUACUGCAGGGUCGAAUGCGGGUUUCCCGCUAGCUCAUGCGUCGCUUGCACGCACGGCGCAACAGUGAUUGAUACGGGAAGGCAGCUGUGUAACCCGCGUCACUGCCGCACGGUUGGAAGACAUACAGUGCCCGUUUGUGAACGCCUAAACGUCCGUGCGGGUUGGAGAGUGGGGGUGAUGAGGAAGUGCUCAGAGCGGGGGCUAGGGCACGGUGCGCCGCGCCUCCGACGCGCGUGAAGGGUAGACGGAGCUGCCAUGCCAGGGCCUGCCAGGGCCAAGUUGGGAGGUUAUGUGAGGGACAUCGAUGUGCGUCGCGGGUUUGCUGCUCCUUCACCUCCACACUUCAAGCAAGACGUCGAGUCUGAGGUCCGGCCGGGCGAACUGGAGCAGAGUCAGGCGACGCGAAUGCAGCGGUUACCGUUACAUGGCA